Molecule: messenger RNA, 942 nt
Organism: Iphiclides podalirius (scarce swallowtail)
Lineage: Eukaryota; Metazoa; Arthropoda; Insecta; Lepidoptera; Papilionidae
Source: the annotation of a GenBank genome assembly
AUGCUUGUGCUGUGGCUACUUGUGGCGGUGAGUGCGUUGCUUUGGUUCGUUCGACGUCUGCGUACAACUCAGGAGCCACCUGAAUACCCUGGGGCAUUCCCACUGAUCGGACACAUACCCUUUCUCUUCGGAGACAGUUCUCUCAUAGCCGAUCCUGAUGACGCCUUAACAGCGGCGAACGCUUGCUUAGAAAAGAACUUUAUGUACAAUUUCGCGAAGUCGUGGCUCGGUGACGGAUUGAUUACUUCCACAUUGCCGAUCUGGAAGAAACACCGCAAGCUGCUGAACCCAACAUUCAGUCAGCAUUUAAUGUACAGCUAUACGGACGUCUUCAAUCGACAGGCGCGUCGUCUAGUGGGACAGUUGGCUAGGCAUUCAAAUCGAGGAGACUUCGACCACCUGCCUGUCAUGCACCAGAAUGCUCUAGAAACUAUUUGCAAACCGAAGAGCAAGCCGUUCAUAGAAUUGCUGUUUGAGAUGUCUGAAGGGCAAGGUCUCUUCACUGACGAUCAAGUGAGGAAGCACGUGGACACGAUUAUCGUGAGCGGAUACGAGACGAUCGCUUCUGUGCUGUGUUUCACCUUAAUUCUUAUUGGUUCCUAUCCGAGAGUUCAGGAGCGAAUUUUGACCGAAUUAAAUGACGUAUUUGAUGCCACUGACAGAGAUGUAACAAGACACGAUCUAUCGCGCCUGGUCUAUCUGGAAGCGGUGAUAAAAGAAUCAAUGAGAGUAUACACGGUGGCGCCAAUCGUGGCGAGACGUGUUGACAGAGAUGUAAAAUUGAGCAAAACAUACGCGAUGACGUCGUUGAAGACAACGCUAGUACACCUACUGCGGCAUUACAUAGUGUCGGCAGACCACAAGAAAAUGGUGUUGAAGUUGGAGUUUUUGUUGAAACCUUUGUCGGGCCAUCACAUCAGCAUAGAGAAGAGAGUUAGGGUA